Enhydra lutris kenyoni (northern sea otter) is the source of this 3629-nucleotide messenger RNA. Its product is annotated as tripartite motif-containing protein 26. Gene Ontology annotation, molecular function: zinc ion binding; protein binding. Lineage: Eukaryota; Metazoa; Chordata; Mammalia; Carnivora; Mustelidae. Bases 880 to 2499 code for a protein of 539 amino acids. The transcript has 8 exons. The record is from RefSeq and is a predicted model, not a curated record.
GGCCGCCCCCGACCCCGCGCAGCCUGGGGGGGCGGGGGGGGGCGGGGGAUGCGCCGGAGCUCCAGGAAAGCCCCCACCACCACCAAGAGGGCUCAGGGCACCCCGGACCCAGCCACUGGGAGGGAGACAGCUACACGGAGCGGGGCCGGGCCGCCAGCGCCCGGAGCCUCGCUUGUCCCUUCCUGUGCAGUGGGGGCAGUCGUGCUGCCCUGCUGAAAGGUGUUUUAGGUAAAGCUCCUCGCUCAUCGCAGAUGCCUCGAAAAGGGUAGCUGGUUUUUGUAAAUAACCCCCUUUAAGGACGUGCUUGCUAAAGGCCUUCCGGGUUCAGGAAGCAAAAUUAGGCCAGGUUGGGGGCAGGGAGUCCUAUUUAAUGCCGAGCCUACGGCGAGACCCGCUCGGCCGCAGAGCUCCCCUUCCGCCCGGAGCGCGCGCAGGGGGAGGGCAUGGGGUUCCGGCUCAGCUAGGCCUCGGAACGGCGCCCCUCUCCAGCACCCCGGGAGCGCGCCCUGCUCGCCCCACCCCCGCUGCGGCUCCGGCGCACCCCGGCUCCGCCGGGUCGCAGGUCCGUGCGCUUCGGCCCUCGUCGCCCCGCCCCCUUCAGAGGCCCCCGGAUUUGCCCAGUGAUGGUGACGUAGAGGAGACUCGCGCUCCCAUUGGGAGACGAUGUUAGGCAGGAGCCAAUCCGGGCGCUGAUCCGGGGAGAAAUCUCGGAGCCGCGCUCGGCGGAUCCCGGAGGCCGCGCGGUGGGGACGCGACCCGGAACCGGCCGCGGCGGGAGAGCCGGGAGUCCCACCAGGCCGGUGUUCGCGUCCCGGAGCGCGGCAGUGCGGACGAGAAGCCUCCGUGGGCGCAGCGCGGCCCCUCCCAGCCAAGGGCACCAUGGCCACGUCGGCCCCGCUGCGCAGCCUGGAGGAGGAGGUCACCUGCUCCAUCUGCCUCGACUACCUGCGGGACCCCGUGACCAUCGACUGCGGCCACGUAUUCUGCCGCAGCUGCACCACGGACGUGCGGCCGGCAUCGGGGGGCCGCCCCGUCUGCCCGCUCUGCAAGAAGCCGUUCAAGAAGGAGAACAUCCGGCCGGUGUGGCAGCUGGCCAGCCUGGUGGAGAACAUCGAGCGGCUGAAGGUGGACAAGGACAGGCAGCCCGGGGACGCGGCCCGGGAGCCGCCGGACACCAGGCUGUGCGAGCGGCACCGGGAGAAGUUGCAUCACUACUGUGAGGACGACGGCAAGCUGCUGUGCGUCAUGUGCCGUGAGUCCCGGGAGCACAGGCCGCACACGGCGGUCCUGGUGGAGAAGGCCGCCCAGCCCCACAGGGAGAAAAUCCUGAACCACCUGAGUACCCUGAGGAGAGACCGGGACAAAAUUCAGGGCUCCCAGGCAAAGGGAGAAGCUGAUAUCCUGACUGCACUGAAGAAGAUCCAGGACCAGCGGCAGAACGUCAUGGCCGAGUUUAAACAGGCGCACGAGUUCCUGCGGGAGCGGGAGCAGCAUCUGCUGGAGAAGCUGGAGGUGCUGCAUCAGGAGCUGGCGGAGGGCCGCGAGAAGUACAAGAGCAGGGGCGUCGCGGAGCUGACCCGGCUGGCGCUGGUCAUCUCCGAGCUGGAGACCAAGGCACAGCAGCCGGCCGCAGAGCUCCUGCAGGACACCAGGGACUUCGUGAACAGGUACCCACGGAAGAAGUUCUGGAUUGGGAAGCCCAUUGCUCGGGCGGUUAAGAAGAAGACGGGAGAAUGCUCGGAGAAACUUCAGUCCCUGCAGCGAGGCCUGAGAGAGUUCCAAGGGAAGCUGCUAAGAGACUUGGAAUAUAAGACAGUCAGUGUCACGUUGGACCCGCAGUCAGCGAGCGGGUACCUGCAGCUGUCAGAGGACUGGAAGUGUGUGACCUACAGCAGCCUCUACCAGAGCGCUUACCUGCACCCCCAGCAGUUUGACUGUGAGCCGGGGGUGCUGGGCAGGAAGGGCUUCACCUGGGGCAAGGUGUAUUGGGAAGUGGAGGUGGACAGGGAGGGCUGGUCCGAGGAUGAAGAGGAGGGCGAGGAGGAGGAGGAGGGGGAGGAGGAGGAGGAAGAGGAAGAGGAGGCGGGCUACGGGGACGGGUACGAGGACUGGGAGACAGAUGAGGACGAGGAGUCAUUAGGGGAGGAAGAGGAGGAGGAGGAAGAGGAGGAAGAGGUCCUCGAAAGCUGCAUGGUGGGGGUGGCCAGAGACUCUGUGAAGAGGAAGGGGGACCUGUCCCUGCGGCCAGAGGACGGGGUGUGGGCGCUGCGCCUCUCCUCUGCGGGCAUCUGGGCCAAUACGGACCCCGAGGCUGAGCUCUUCCCGGCACUGCGGCCCCGGCGGGUGGGCAUUGCCCUGGAUUAUGAAGGCGGCACCGUGACAUUCACCAACGCAGAGUCACAAGAACUCAUCUACACCUUCACCGCGACCUUCACACGGCGCCUGGUCCCCUUCCUGUGGCUCAAGUGGCCUGGGACUCGCCUCCUGCUGCGACCCUGAGCGCACCGCUGCUUCCCUUCUCGGGGAUUCCAGGACCGUGACGGGGAGGGGAUGUCUGGCCGUGGCACCUGGAGCAGGUGCACUCCCCCCACCGCCCCGUGGCUAUGGCCCCGCGAGGCUCGCUCAGUGCCGCCACUCCGUCCACACGGCUGCCGUCGGACUCGUCCCCCAGCACCUGGGGGUCCCCGUGCAGACGUCUGACCCCGGAGUCCAUGAGGGCCCUCUGCGGCCUCGGCCCAGCUCUGCACACACUCUGUUGAACCAGAGACGAGACAGCCUUCCGUCAGCCAAUCUGGCGUCCCGUGCUGGCUGCUCCUGGGAGAGCACAGGUGACUGCACCGAGGCCACUCGCCGUGCCCGGCAUCCCCCUUGCCCACAUCCUCUCCGCUGCUAGCCUUCCCUGCCCCCCAACUCAGAGUCCCCCACACGAGCAGAGCAGAAGCCCACCACGGUUUCCAGGCGGUUUGAACAAGCUUCCAAGGUGCUGUGGAGUCGCCAAGCCCAGAGCAGGCGCCUCGAUGCUCUGAGACCAGGGUCGAGCGUCUGACGUUUGCACACGGAAGGACCUAGGACCUCCGGAGCUGCUUGGGGGAGAGCUCUGGAUGCACGUGGCUUUGAGGCCUUGUGUGUGGUCAGUGAUCAGUAAAUGACCUGAGGGUGGGGUGUUGGGAGAUGGUGACAGGAGUCCAGAACACUGUGCUCUUGGUGGGUCGUCUGAAGUCACCGGGGCAGACGCCCGUCCAGGCCAGCCUUCCCUUGGAAGCCUUGGCCCGUGUCCCCUGCACAGUGGAAACUUGGUCCGGAUGACUCUGCAGGCCCCUCCGUCCUGGGACGGGGCAGUGGGGAGAGGAGAGGAUGCCAGCAGGGCUCCUGGAGCUCACCUUCAUGUAGAGUGAGGGCUGGACCACAGCCUCGUGGCACCUGCACGCUCCCUGCUCCAGCCGGACACCCACAGCCUUUGUGUGCACCCGUCCCAGGCCUGGCAGCAGCGUUCCAUGCCCCAGCACCUUGGCCCCCACAUCACCUGGCAAAGUCCCUGCUAUUUCUGCCUCUAGUUUUGUACCCCCAUGCACCUCCCAAAGGGCUGGGCACACAGCAGGUGCUCAAUAAAGACUUGUGCAAUGAGCAGA